CGGGCCCCGCCAUGUCGGCCGAGGGGCGGCCGCGCUCGGGCCGAGCCGGCGAGGGCAUCAAGUUGUCAGCAGAGGUCAAACCAUUUGUUCCAAAACAUGCGGCGGUAGCUGUGGCAUGGUCAGAACCCUCAGAAGCAUGUGUCUUUCCUAGGUACUUAACUACAUGCUACCCAUUUGUUCAGGAACCACCUUUGGAUAAUGGUCUGAGAGAUCCUGCCUUCCGUGAAUACUCCAGCUGCUCUUACCGACCUGAUGUUGUUGCAAACGUGUACCCAGUAGCUGGCUCACAGUAUCGUUCUAACAACUCAACACGCUAUAAUGGUUCAGGAAUAGUCAGUGAAUCUUCUGAGCAAACAUACCCACUCAGACAAGAAAGUAAGAGUCUUCCUAAGCAGAGGAGAUCCAAAGAAAGUGAGAAAAAACUGGACAAGAAAAGGCAUGAUGGAAGUGACUCUUCAGUCAGAAUUAUGAACAGGACUUCAUUCCCAACUCCUGCAUGCAGCAGAGAUUCCGUGAAGCCAGACAGGUUCAAUAAAACUACAAACAAGAAGUCAACUCAAACUCCAAAACCAGAGCCUCUUCCUGUACCCACGUUUGAAGCUAGCAUUCUGGAUUUCCACAAGUCACAGAGUCUGGGAAGCAGUGAAACACUGAAUGUACAGCACAAAAGUGCACCAGAAAAUACUUCUGCAGGGAACAAAGCUUCAUCAAGAACUUUAGAUGAAACAAGAGCCCAUUUAAUUCCCUCUUCAUUUGAUGGUAGAGAUGGCUCUGCUCAGCCACGUGUGUCUUGGGCAGGGAUACUUUCACAGCCCCCAAAGAAAAUUAUUUCAUCACCAGCAUCUGAAGGUCUUUCCAGAGGCAAAGGGAAGGAGGAUAGUGAGCCAAAGCAGUCAGAAACAAAAAAUGAUGCUAGUGAAACUGAGCCUGAAGAAGGUUCAGAAAAGAAGAAAAAAAAGAAGAAAAAGAAGAAAAAAACAAAGUUACCCACUGAUGUAGAGAGACCACAAAGUGAAUCUACUACAAUACAGGAACCACCGAAGAUUGAGGAUGUUGAGGAGUUUCCUGAUCUGACAGCUGCUUCUGAUAGGAGAAACAGGGUAGGAUCUCAGAAAUCAUCCUUCUUUACUCCUGCAGUCAGAAAGCAGUCUGAAAUCCGUAUCCCUGAAGAGCCUUGUGAUGCUCAGUCUCCCUCACUGGAUGAAACUCCCAAGGUGGACGGACUGUCAGGGAAGCAAGGUUCAUCUUCUGUGUUAGAAAGAAAGAAAAUGCAGGAAACAUCCAAGAGCAGUGGUAAGAAGAGUCAGAUUCCUGUGCAACUGGAUUUGGGUGGCAUGCUGGCAGUCUUGGAGCAGAAGCAGCAAACAGAGAAGUUGAAGCAGUCUUCUAAACCUGUGGUGUUUUCAGUUGGUGGUGCCAUACCACUGCUUUCAAAGGAGCCUGCUACGGCCACAAAAACUCACCGGUCAAACCAAGCAAAGAUGCCUCAUAACCCUUUGGACUCCAGUGCUCCCUUGGUAAAGAAAGGGAAACAGAGAGAAGUACCUAAAGCAAAGAGACCAACACCUCUUAAAAGGAUCAUUCUGAAAGAAAGAGAACAAAGAAAGCAGCAGCACCUGUUAGAACAGAAAGCAGCACCAAAAGAUGAAGACAACGUUUGUCAGUCUGCAGAAAAUAUUACUGGAAACGAAACACUUCUACAGGAUAGUCAAGCAGCUCUUCCUGUAACACAAGCUUCUGAAGGGCUUCUGGAGAACACGGGGAUCAAGGAAUCUAAAGAAGGUUCAGUGACUUCAAAGCAGCUAACCCCCAGCCUUCCAAAAAUCCACAGCAGGAACUUUAGAGAUUACUGCAGCCAGGUGCUUAGUAAAGAAGUUGACAGUUGUGUGACAGAUCUUUUAAAGGAACUGGUUCGUUUCCAAGACCGCUUGUAUCAGAAAGACCCAGUAAAGGCCAAGAUAAAACGCAGGCUGGUGAUGGGUCUUAGAGAAGUUCUGAAACAUCUGAAGCUGAAGAAGCUGAAGUGUGUCAUCAUCUCUCCUAACUGUGAAAAGAUUCAGUCAAAGGGUGGGCUGGAUGACACCCUGCACAACAUUAUUGACUGUGCCUGUGAGCAGAACAUCCCCUUUGUCUUCGCCCUGAACCGCAAGGCCCUGGGCCGGUGCGUGAACAAAGCAGUGCCCGUGAGUGUGGUGGGGAUCUUCAGCUACGAUGGGGCUCAGGACCAUUUUCACAGAAUGGUACAGCUGACAACAGAGGCCAGGAAGGCCUACAAAGAUAUGAUAGCAGCUUUAGAAGAAGAAGCUAAAGGAGGACUGCGAGAAACCCAGCCCAGCCUCUUAACACCUGAAUCUAGAAAAAAUGGCUUAUCAGAAACUGGUACAACAUCUUCCAAGGACUCCGAUGAGGAUGUACCAAAUUAUAUUAAAGUCUGGAAGAGAAAACUUGAAGAAGAAUACAACCCAUAUGCACUGGAACUGGAAAAGAGUGCAACUGCUGACAUGGCGAUAGUGAAUUUGGAAGAGCAUCAGUAAAUC
Empidonax traillii (willow flycatcher) is the source of this 2537-nucleotide messenger RNA. It is a transcript of the gene SECISBP2, whose product is annotated as SECIS binding protein 2. Gene Ontology annotation, cellular component: ribonucleoprotein complex. Gene Ontology annotation, molecular function: mRNA 3'-UTR binding; selenocysteine insertion sequence binding; ribonucleoprotein complex binding. Lineage: Eukaryota; Metazoa; Chordata; Aves; Passeriformes; Tyrannidae. The coding region runs from base 12 to 2534 and encodes 840 amino acids. The transcript has 18 exons. Gene Ontology annotation, biological process: selenocysteine incorporation. The record is from RefSeq and is a predicted model, not a curated record.